AUAGUUCUUUUUCUUUGUGAAAUGGGCGUCCAUAGUGAUCCAACAGGUUCCUCCAAAAUGGCCAAUAAUGCAAAGAACUUGAGAGGACAGCUGGGACUUAGGAGUAGUGCACUGGCCCCAACUUCCAGCAAACUGACGACCCAGUACAUGGUCAUGGACCACAUGAAAAAUCACUACAGCAAAAUCACCAAUGCUAAACCGGCCAUUGACAACAGAGCACCCAAGAGUAUUUCAACAAGUCAGAAAGUAAGAGACAAAAACACAAGAGAAGGAAAACGUCGUCCUGUAUCAGCCAUGUCUGUAAACUACCCAGUACGUCCGUACUCAGCUAUGACUGGCCAUGAUGAGGAUAUUUAUGAUGAAGAUCAGUGGGGCGAUGUUGAUCCUGAUGAUGAAGUUGAAAAACAAGUAAGGGAGAUAAUGCGUAUGAAGCUCCAGACAAAGUCAGCAAAUCAGAUCCGCAGUGCAAAUGCCACUUAUGGUGGUUCUCCAUAUUAUUCCAGUAGACUUGACCACACUGGCCACCCUCGUCCAGCCUCUGCUCGAUCAUCAGCUCGGUCAGUCCACUCUGCCAGGUACAGUAUGGGGGGGACUGCCAUGCCUACAAAGACCAUCAGCCAGAAGACAUAUGAUGGGGAUGUCAUUGAUAAACACAAUCAUGUAUUCACUCAACCAGAAAAACCAUUCACUCCCCGUCUCUUGAAAUCAAAUCGUGUGUCCCGCAUAGCACAAAGCAAAUACUACACUGCUCCUCCACAAAAGAGGGAAACAAAUGAAAGCACAAAUGCCAAAGAAGUAGAGACUACAUCAUCAAACCCGAAACCCAGGGCCAAACCACGCAAGAGUGCUCCACUGGACAAAUCUGGUGAGAUGACUGAUACACUAAUGUUUGAGUCUCUACAGAGUAGAGAUUUCUCUAGGUAUAGUGAUGAGAGAGAGCAGGUCGUUCCAAGGCUAGACAUUUCUUUGGACAAAGAUAAUAUGAACUGGAUAAAGGAACAGGCAAUGAAAGCGGAAUUCCGAUCCAAGAGUGGAAAUCUCCGAACUGGAAUGUCUCGCAUCAAUGAGGACCAGAUGCUUGAUUCUACUGACUUGGAACAGACUGGCAAUAUGACUCUGACUGGGGGAUCCCUUAACAAAACAACACGAUCUUUUGGUACCAAAACACUUCACAGCAGCCAGAGACUGAAUACAGACUUUAACAAUCUAAAGAAACCAGCCAAAGGAAAAAGGGAAGAAGAGCUACAGUAUGUGGAGUUCAUUAAGGAGGUCACAGAUGAUGUUCUCAAUCGAGGGGUGUUCACAGACAGAGUGCUGAAGCAGGUGUUUGAGUCUCACAUAGCUAAGAAGAAAGGCAAAUUAAAUGAGGAAAAGAUGCGCUCAAUGCUCAGUCAAGUGCGACAGGAUUUGGAUAUCAAGGAUGAAUCAGAGGGUGCUGAUUUCUCACCACUGGACACAACUUCCUCCCUAGAGUCAAGACUCCACACCAAGUAUAGUCGUGGGAGAAUCGGGGAGCAAACGUUUGGAUCCACUAUGGACUCUCAAAACACAUAUAACUUCAGAGACACCUCAUCAGGGGAUAUGUUCAGCACCAUCCACUCUGAGAAUGAUGAUCUAUCUGCUACACAGGCACUCAAGAGCUACCAGUUAGACAUUACAAGGCAUGUAGAAAAUGAUGAAGGGAAUGAGAGUCCAGGAGAAAUUGUCCAGUCUGAUGAUGAACUGGGAAAGACAGCUCAUGGCAUAGAGGUUGAUAACAAAUCUGUUAAAUCAAGCAAGUCUGCAAAAUCAUCCAAGUCAGCUCACAACAGUGCUCAUCUUCCUGAUGACAGAUCUGUUAAGUCGGGAAAGUCAUCAGGUCAACGGAGUGUAAAAUCAUCCAACCAUAUCCAGGAUCAUCAGUCUAUAAAGUCUGAAAAAUCGCAAACAAGUCAGAAGAGUGAGGGCUUUAAACCAGCACCCCGACCCAGGGCCUUGUCUCAAAAUGAGGAUUUCACAGAAUCAUCAGAAAAUCAGUCCACAAUACAUGGAGAUGAUGAUGAGGAUGCGGAGUAUGAGGAGUCGGGUACAGAAGAUGGGAACAAGACCACUCACAGGACCGAGGAGGAGGACUUCUAAAGCAUGGACUCCAUCACUAGAGGAGCUGUUUUAUUAUGCCAUAGGUUUCAGGAAAAAAUUUAUAUCCAGUCAGAGAGUUUAUAGCUGCACAUUUUGCAGACAUUCUGAUUUUAUGGAUCAUUAAAUGUACAUAUUGGGGUUAUUGUAGAUAUUAGGAGGUUAUACACAAAAAAAAGUUAUUUUUCUACAACAAAAAUGUUUUCGCUACCAUAGGUCAUAAGUAUUAAGCAGACAUUUUUGAAGAAUUGUUUAGUGACAAUAAAGGUUUUGACAUUUAGUCAAUAAGAUACAUAGAAUGAUGUCUUACUGAAUCUGACUUCUACAAGGAAUUCUGGUUAAUUUCUUUUCGGGAUGCUCUGUAGAUAUCAGUGUUAGAUGAAAAUGUAUGAAACUGUAUCAUAUACAUGUAUGUAUCCGCCUCAGUGAUAGGUUUAAAUUUGACAACAAAAGAGCAUGACAUUCACUUUAAGUUCUACAGGAAUGUGAAUAUUUCUUUACAAUUCUUGUACAGUACUUUGUUUUUACUUGGUAGAUCCAGGAUUGUGUUUAAUAUUAAGACAAUACUGUUCUUUAUUCAAGUUUUUCAAGGAGCAGCAUUUGGCAAGUUUCAGCAUCUAUAUGUACACAUAUCUACAUUAAGCAUUAGUUUUAUAUUAAAUGCAAACUAAGGCCAAUGUCAAAACUUUGGUUGGUUGCCCUCUCCCGACCAACUGGUUAAAAAUGGCCCGAUUGAAACCUUUUUUUUAGCCUCCAGUAAGCAAUUUUUUUUAUGCAUUCCGGAAAAUAAAUUUUGAAAAUUCAGCAUUUAUUUUGAAAUUUUCUUUGAAAAAAAAAUUCUCACCUACUUACCGACUCAAUUUUGUCAUCCUGAGUCGGGAGAAGGCAAGCAAACAUUAUUUUAAAGUUGGCCAAAGUUAUUUACAUUAAGGAUUUUAAGGAGGGUUGUGUAGACCAUAUUUGGUAUAGAUACUCGGAGUCACAUAGUGUUUCAUUUUUCCUCAUUAUUAGUUUCAAUCAU
Molecule: messenger RNA, 3136 nt
Organism: Saccostrea echinata
Lineage: Eukaryota; Metazoa; Mollusca; Bivalvia; Ostreida; Ostreidae
Product: spermatogenesis-associated protein 7 homolog
Exons: 12
Coding region: 22-2118 (698 amino acids)
Biological process (GO): microtubule cytoskeleton organization
Cellular component (GO): axoneme; ciliary basal body
Source: RefSeq, a predicted model, not a curated record